This is a messenger RNA of Eleginops maclovinus (Patagonian blennie), 2103 nucleotides long. RefSeq names its product papilin b, proteoglycan-like sulfated glycoprotein (gene paplnb). Gene Ontology annotation, biological process: proteolysis; extracellular matrix organization. The coding region runs from base 16 to 1818 and encodes 600 amino acids. The record is from RefSeq and is a predicted model, not a curated record. The transcript has 13 exons. Gene Ontology annotation, molecular function: metalloendopeptidase activity; serine-type endopeptidase inhibitor activity. Gene Ontology annotation, cellular component: extracellular matrix. Lineage: Eukaryota; Metazoa; Chordata; Actinopteri; Perciformes; Eleginopidae.
UCCUACACUGAAUUAAUGACAGCUUUAGAAGCAGUUCUGCAGAAGCUUCUAGUGAAAAUGAAUAUUUUACAAGUCCUGGGCGUCCUACAGCUGCUGGCUGUACCUGCCUUCACUCUUACACAGCCAAGCCAUGACUACUGGGGAGAGUUUACAGCCUAUGGGCCCUGCAGCCGCACCUGUGGCACAGGCGUGUCACUGAGAACCAGGAAAUGUAUCACCUCCAGGACGGAUGGAGGGCAUAACUGCCUAGGAUCCUCUAAGUCCUUCCAAACCUGCAACACACAGGCAUGUCCAGUUGGAUCCAUGGACUUCAGGCAGGAGCAGUGCGCCCAGUUUGACAGAACGGACUUUCAGAGCAAACACCAUACAUGGGUGCCUUAUUAUGGAGCGGCCAAUCCAUGUGAGCUGAGCUGUGUACCAAGAGGAGAGAACUUCUUCUACAGACACAGACCUGCAGUGGUUGAUGGGACACCGUGCUAUGUGGGCCGCACUGAUAUCUGUGUGGACGGUGUCUGCAGGAUGCUGGUCCAUAGAGAGUUUAUGGGCUUGGAUGAAGACACUAAUUCUGUUCACUCUGCUGACAUUGUUGCUCCUCGCACAAGGGAGACCCUCACAUACCACUACAAAACCGGUGUCUAUGGCCAGUGCUCUGCCUCUUGCAAUGGAGGCAUGCAGUAUCGCAGUGUGGAGUGCUGGGUUCAGGACACAGCAAACCCCCGUGUGGUGGAGGAGUCUUACUGCAUCACCCAGCGCCUGCAGAGGCCACAGAGCCAGCAGGCCUGCAACAUGCAUCCCUGUGCGGAGUACAGCGUCUCCAGCUUCAGCGUGUGCUCGGUGACUUGUGGGGAAGGCCAGCAGACAAGGGAGGUGUUCUGUGUGGGGCCAGGAGGUGAACGUCUGGCUGAUCCUGCCUGCAACGGACUGGCAAAACCCCCUACUGUCCAAGCCUGUCGCAGACCUGCCUGUUACACACACAUCACCUGGCAUGUGGCUGACUACAGCCUGUGCACCAGAAGCUGUGGUGGUGGUGUGCGGGAGAGGAGAGUGGGCUGUUUUGAUACAGAUUUAACCCCCUACCCAGAAGCCCGGUGUGGAACAGCUAGCAGACCCAUCUCUGUGGAAACAUGCAACUCACAGCCAUGCCACGCAGCACAAAUGGUCCCAAGUGUACAGGACCCAAGGGCACAUGAAAGCACCAUAAGAGGAUUUGUGCCCCAUGUUCCAGAAGACCCUUCAGCUUCCAGGCCACAAACAAACAUUGUCUACCCUCCUGUGACUGGUCCUCAAUGUGCACAGUCACGCUAUGGCUGCUGUCCUGACGGCCAUACCUCCGCCGCAGGGACCAGGAAUGAGGGCUGCUUCCUAAAUGACUGUAUUCAAAGCAGAUUUGGCUGUUGUUUGGAUGGAGUGACUCCAGCUCAAGGAUUUGGAAGGGCUGGAUGUCCUGAGUACCGGACAGCCGUGCAACACACACCACCUGCUGCUGCCCCUCCAGCCAGUGGCAAUGUGUGCUCCAUGCCUCGCGAUGAGGGCUCCUGCGACAGAUGGGAGGUCCGCUUCUUCUAUGACUCUGGCACUGGCAAAUGUACAGAGUUCUGGUAUGGAAGCUGCCAGGGCAAUGCCAAUAACUUUUUGUCCCUGGGAGCAUGCCAGAGAGAGUGUGGUGGUGUAGUGAUGAGGGAUCCCCCAACUGCAUCUCGCAGAGGGACCCCAAGGAGAGGAUCACCCAGCGGUGCCUUGAUAGCAAGGGCAUACUCAUCCACACAAUUAAUACCUCAUAAUCAGCGCCGUCAACACAGGGUUAAUCGCAUAAGAUGAAUUUACAAAUGAUUCACACAAACAUGUAUUGUAAACUUACUCCAUAUCAAGUUUUAUUUUAACAUCAGAGUUUGGAUUAGAAAUGAUUAAAAUCACAUUAUAACUGACAAAAUCCCAGCUCAGGGUUUCUGAUUUUGUUUACUGUCUGAUCUUUGGUAUUUUGUUUGUGAUGCUCCUAUUCAUUUAUAUAUUUAGCCUUUUAGAUCAUAUACAAUUGAAUGAUGUCAAUGUGAUAACCCAAGACAAACCAUUAAUAAAUGUCAACUACCAGGAUAUAAAACCCAA